AUGGCCACAUCUUUCCAACCCAACGUGCAUUACACCUUUGGCUCGCCUCUCUCCCCAAAUUCGCUGUUUGGUCCCCGACGUGUGUCAAGCAUUCUCGAGCACCGUAAUGGGUCCAACGGGGCAAUCCAGUCUCCGCCCUCCCGAAGAGGCUCGAGGAAGUUUAGCUCUGGGGAGGCGUCGAACCUUGCAGAGGUUGUGAACUUUUUGACCCGCCAAACCACCGAUGAAAUGGAUGCUGUUCUCUCAACCGAGCUCAUGAAUGCCACGUACCCCGUCCUCUUGGAAUGGAUUCGCUCCGAGAGAAUGAGCAAACUCCCCCCUGAAGGGAGUAGCUACGAUCGGGUCUUGGUAUGGGCAUCCUUGUUUGUGGAACGGCUGCAUUCCUUUGAAUUGGCCAUCGAAGAGUUUGCAGGGGACAGCCCAAUGGCUGCACAGCUUGCUUAUGGACACUGUGCGGUUUUGUUGGAGCUUGGGGAGGAAAAUGCUUCAGCUCUAAUGCUCCUGUUUGGAUUCUUCUGCAGCUGUUCAAUGGGCUUGGUGAACUUAAUGGACCGCGUGGAGUUGUUCUCCGUUUCUCAGGACAUCAAGGACCAGCUCGUGCUUGCGUUAGCCGACUUAAUCACAUUGGUAGUGUCCGUUGCGACGCAUUUCCACAGGUCGAUGAGGGGUCUGACCUCGGAGUCUUUGUCUAUUGAUAUUUAUGGCACCUUCCCGGGCCCGAUUGAAAACUUUCGUAGCCGUUGCCAGCACGCGUCGGAACUGAUGUGGAGGCAUCAGCUUACUCGCGAAGGUCUCGGGGAUCAAGUAUCAGACGUCAAAUUCAUCAAGCUUUGGCUUGAACCGGAGGAUCCGGUGCUCGCCAAUAUGGUGGAAACCACGACACAUCUUGCCCAAGAACGGGAGGAACUGACCUGCCUGUGGUUGAAGCCGUACUUAACUCGAUUCAUGAAGGGCAAUCAGAAGACCCUUGCGAUUAGUGGCAAAUCGGGAUCUGGCAGGACCAUUCUUUCCUCCGUCAUUGCUGAUAGUUUGCAGUAUCCCAUCGGAGGGGUCAGAUACACACCACUCUAUGUGCCAAUCAAUGGGCGGAUUUCAGGCAGAACCUCAUCCCGUGCCAUUGUCGAAACAAUCCUUUUUCAGAUUUUCGACAAGCGUAUUGGAAACGUGCGCCUAUAUCAGAUCCUUGUGGAAGCGCAAGAACGUUGCGAGAAGACGACGGAUGAAGGGACAUAUGACAAUAUUCUCUGGACGGCUCUAAACCAUGCCCUUGAACCCGGUCUGAAAGGUGCCAAAGAUUUGGUGCUAAUUGUCGACGGCUUGGACGAAGCGUCCUGUGGGGAAGACGUCUUGUCUCAACAUCUCACCGAAGCUACUGCAAACAAUGUCAAACUAAUUACGCUUGGCUCCCAGCAGCACCCUACAACUUCCGAGCAAAUUGGACUGCGCAUGACGUCAGACCUUGUGUUUGACGAUGUUGCUGCAGUAGUCCGGAGUGUUCUCCAACAUAGCCGAGCCUUUGCUGAAAUGUCGGAGACCAAAAGAGAGAUUAAUGUGAAUCGGAUCACUCAAGCCGCCGAUGGCUCAUUCUUGUGGGCAAAGCUCGCUGCCAAGAGGGUCGUCGCAGAGAUUCCUCACAAUGCACAGGCAUUUUCGAAGGCCGUCGACAGCUUUGCUAAGCCAGGACAGACCAUCACCGACCUUGUGUCCCACAGUCUGUUGUCGAAAUCGUUGGGCGAAGAUGGAAAGAAUGUUCUGAAUUGGCUCGCCACUGCUGCUCGACCACUAUCCCAGCAGGAGCUCUCGGCUCUUUUGGCCGUCCAAAUCGACAAGGGAAUUAUCAAAGAGCAGGGCACUGAUCUUUCUAAAAUUCUCAACCCGGUCAACUCUUUGGUGUUCUUCCAGAAUGAUCUCGUUUAUCUCCGACAUGCCCAAAUUAAAUCGGCUGUUCUUGAGGUUCUGUCUCAUGGCAAGCCUUCACAGGGUGUCAAAGACCGCAAUCUUGACUUGGCACAAAGGUUAUUGGUUUAUAUCAAGAACCAGGUAACCAAGGAUCAAGAACCCUCUUUAACCCAUCUAGAUUCCCAUUUCACUCGAAGUUUACUAGAAAAGAACUCCUUGCUUGAUUUUGCCCUGCGCUACUGGGUAGAUCACACAAAGAAUGCGUUUGCUUGCACAACGCAGAACGAAAUCACCACUGCUGCAAAGGAGCUUCGUAAUGUUAUCCCCACAUGUACAGCUGUACCUCUAUUGGAGAUGACUGUUUGGGAUUCGAAAUCAACACCGGUUCUUAUGUCCCUGCAUGAUGUCCAAACUCGCCUCUAUCAGCAGAUUCUGACACCCAACCACCCGACGACUUUGCAAGCAAUUCUAUGCCAGGCCCUCUUUUACCGGGAAAUACAUGAAGCUGCGCCGUCUAAAACCAGCUGGCUGUUCUACUACGCCACAAAAAUCAGCCAAGAUGUUCUGUCGGUCGGCCAUCUUGUUACAAUGCACAUGGCGAAGAACUUCCUGGACAUUACUGCCGGGCAGGUGACGGACUCCAAAACGGAGAUCAUGGUCAAACGGGUGGAGAUCUUCCAAGUCUUGGUGGAGUGCUACAAGAUCCACUACGGGUCCACCAGUGAAAUCACCGUGACCACAAUGAACCAGCUUGCAGAGCAUUACCGGUACAUCAAAGAAGAGCGCAAGUCCCAGGAGAUCACAAGGUCGAUCAAAAGCGCUACCACUGUAGCUGAUUCCCACUGGGGCGGCAGCCGGCAGUCUGACGACUCUCUGCGUGUGCACCUGCAUGGUCGAAAUACCAAGCACACAGCCACAGGUGUAACACUUGACUUGGAUGAGAGGGAAGAGGACGAGCUGAUCGAGACGGCCGUGCAGUACAGCCUAGAAUCUCGUAUUUCCCAUGCGGAGAGACAGGUUUCAGAUGGCAAUGUUCAAGCCGCAGAGCGGACAUACGUCGAAGCAUGGCAGCAGACUAGUACCCAGUACCGACUGAAUCGCUCUGGUAGAAACAAUGAAGUUGCCUCAGUUCUCGGAGGGUUCUGGCAGGAGUAUGACCGAACAACAUCGGGCUCGGAGGCUGUUGUCUCGCAGUUUGUUGAGAUUGCAAAUAUCAUGAAGUCUGUCGGUCUAUCAGUGUUGGCUCUCGAUGUCUAUAAGAAGUGCGCGAAUUUCUAUCAGAGUUCCGGAAACCAUCAGAAUGCCACCUACAAGAACAUUCAACAGAAUGUUCAGUCCACUUCAAAGGAAGUGAUGCAACUGGCAAGCUCGAGCAAGUCAAACAUCUCGGAGAAAACCCUCAAAGAGAUUGUGUACAGCGACUCAUUUGACCAGUCAUCUGUAUCGGCAGCCAACACCCUUGUGGAGACCUAUAUUUCUCAACAUAGGUGGCAGGAUGCUACGAAGACCUUGAAGAAAGUGCUACAGGGCGUCUGGCCGGUACUAUUUGCUUCUUCUAUGCAGGACGUUGUACUUCCGGCCACCCAGGCCGACCACUGCGUAUCGCUGGCAGAGCGCUUAGGUGAUUGCUAUCGAUCUAGACGCCGACCAGUAAAGGAAGAAGACAUCCGACUUCGGCUUUACCGUGCCGUGCGACGCGACCGUCCAGCGGGCGAUAGAAUGCUUGAGCGAACGACGACUUCCUUGCUCCGCGUGUAUGAGCGCACUUCACAGACGAAAAAGCAAGUCGAGCUACAUGAAGAGAUUCUUGAGGAUUUUACCAAACGCUACGGUGGCGAACAUCCGACGGUCAUCAAGAAGCUCUGGACUUUGGCGGAGCUCAGCCCCAGUCCAGUUUCUGUAGAUUAUUAUCGACGCAUUGUGCAAGCGCUCAACAAGGACUCAGACACUUGCCAUCCGGACGCUUUCGAACCGCUCCUUCUUGUAUCCAACGAGCUGUGGAACCAUGCACGAUAUUCAGAGGCAAUACCGCACUUCAAGGUGAUGUUCCAUGCCUUGCAUAAUUCAAAGAUUAGCCCGAAGCUUCAGGAUCAAGUCUUUGUGAGAACCAUGUUCAGUCGCUAUAUCCAGUGUCUUCGUGCAACACACGCCGAUUCCAGCGUCCUUCAUGAUGUCACCUCACAGUAUCAACAUGCCUGCAAGUCCCUGUUUGGCUCGUCAGCCUCCAUCACUGUUCAGGCUACUAUGACGUUGGCUACCAUUUGCCAAGAGUCCAAGCGAUACGAGACUGAGGCUGUUCGUCUCUAUGAGGAACUUCUCCAAGUCAAGUCUGACGAGGUGGACCGCCAUGACGUUCGAGCGACGCUGGAAGCUAUUUAUGAGGAACAAGCAGCUGCUGUAGCUACAAAGCCCGAGAGUGUCAGCUCUGAGCAGAUGGCUCGAACGGUCCGCAUCCGAAACAGACGUCUGUCUUCGGUCCGUUCGAACUACGGAUGGGCCCAUGAAGAAUCACUCGCUGAAAUGCAGGACUUGGUUUCACUAUAUUCGAAGAGAGGGCAAUCUCAAGCAGUUCUUUCCUUGCUGAGGGAGGGUACCGUCCAGACACUGUCCACUGAGAAAUCGUCAACAAGAUUGACUGACGCGGCAAAGAGUAUUGCAUCCAGCUACAUUGCGGCCGGACAAGUUCGGUCGGCUCGGGAACUCACCCAGGAGCUCUAUCAACAGAUAAUUGCCAAGGACACAAGCAAUACAAAGUCUGUCAGCUUCAACUUGUCGUCUAAGCAACGCGAGAGCCUAGUUUUCCUUGCUCAAAUGGAAUACAGUCUGCGUGACGAUUCUUCGGUCACGUUUAAUGAGAUAUUCUCGUCGCUGGCAACAGAAUAUCUCUAUUUCGAACAAUUCCGCAGUGAACUAUCUUCCAAGUCCAGCAGUGUGCAAAGCGUGCUCACCUGUGCAUCUCGUCUCCAUGGAUUCCUUCUGUCCCGAGGCCGUCGGUGGAGCGCAACCCAAGUUGUUGACCAGUGCACAUCGUACUUCCUGUCCACUGAGGCCAUCAACUAUGCCACUCCUCAGCAAGCGAAUGCGUUCGUAACAGCCAUUCUGACCCAUUUCACCAAGCAUUGGUCAUACGAUUUCAUCCGCUCAGUCGCUAUCGCCAGCUGUGACCAAGUCACUGAGCUUCUCGCGAAACAGGAAUACCAGUCAGCCUGUGAUCAAGCCCUCACUGCAUUCCACUACAUCAAAUCUGAGAACGGUUUUGCCUCCCUGACGAUGAUCAGACUCGGGUUCAGGCUCGGUCUCGCCAUCUCCGGCCGCGACAUCUCAUCGUCUAUCGACAACCAAACUUCCCAAACCAUGCUGAACACCUCGUCCACAAUCAUGCAUGAAGUCAUGUGUCUCUUCAAGCAGAAGCAGAUAGACCUUACUAAACUCGACCUCACCAACCUGAACAACCUAAUCGGACUCCUCGACGACCUUCACGACUACCAAAAUCUGGCCUGGGUACUCACCUCCCUCUGGAACAACCGCGACACCCACAGCUCCUACCAGCCACAAUACGUGCUCGCCCUGGGCCGCAUGCUCAUCAUCACCCGCUACCUAGUAGGCGACUACUCCGGCGCGAUCCGCCUCUCCGAAGACAUCGUCUACAACUGCGCCCGCGUCCACGGGCCCCGGCACCCCGCGACCAUCGAAAUGACCGUGCUGCUGUCCCAGAUGUACACCAGUGUCGCACAGGGGUACCAGAACCACAAGGAAAGCCGCGAGAUGGCCUUCCGAUACUACAAGAAGGCGGCAUCGCUGCACGAGAACGCGCUACGGGUGUUUGUUGACCCAACCAUCUCCGCGGACAUGGACGAGGGAUUCGAGUCAGGAUUCGUGUCGCCGGGCCGCUCGCCGAGCCCGGGCAGCGACGACGCCGAGGGCAAGUACGUGCGCCAGCACCUGCAUCUGCUGAAGCUUGCGGUGGAGCGGCUAGGCGAGUGGCCGAAGGAGUAUUCGGAGUAUGAACGGUUGAGCUCGGACGUGUUCAAGGCGUACAGGCAGGAUCUGGACGGCGUCGAAGGCGUCGAGAAAUGGAACUUGAAGAAUUUCGGGUCGGGGCGCGCAGAGGCAGCGGACGACCUGAUUAUGGCGAGUAGCUCGGGGGCGAGCAAGGGGGUUCCGUCAUAUGAGGAGCAGCAUGCGAUUGCUGUUUGAUUUGCCUGUGAACAGUUGUUGUUAGUGGGUGAUGUUUUUGCUUGCGUUGGAAAUAUUUUUA
Molecule: messenger RNA, 6157 nt
Organism: Aspergillus steynii IBT 23096
Lineage: Eukaryota; Fungi; Ascomycota; Eurotiomycetes; Eurotiales; Aspergillaceae
Exons: 5
Coding region: 1-6096 (2031 amino acids)
Molecular function (GO): protein binding
Source: RefSeq, a predicted model, not a curated record